ACGGACCACGGUUCUCCUGUGGAGCGGGGGCUCUAAGAACUGGAAAAACUAAGCCAUUUGUAAUUCUCCACUGUACUAGUCGUUGGCGAGGUCUGUUUCAUGUUUCUUACUUUGUUUAUUUAUUAGGGAAAGAAAUCCCUGAUCAAUAGAGAUGGAUCCACAUGCAAUAAAUCUUCUGUUCUGGCACCUUCCCAAAUCAAUAAGGGCGAGGCGACAGCAGCGAGGAGACGAAGCCCUUAAAGGCGCCAGCUUUUCUUCUGUUCCAUUUGGUCUCCUCUUGAUUCCUCUUUAAACGAUUUCAUCUUCUGCACAUCAUCAGCUCAUCAGCUGAUCCUUUCCGUCGUAUUUCCGAGCAAAAGAGAAACCCUUUUUAUGCGCUGUGCUGUUUUGCCAUCUCUGUUCGUCCCACCGACUCGAAUCCCCAUUCUCCCCAACCGAGUGGCCUCUGGCGUCACAAAACAAGAACACGACCGGUUCCUAUUCCCUAGAUCUGCGUAGAGGCGGCGAGACACCCGAAUCCGGCAAAAGGGUUCGCUGUUUGAUUGGGAAAAGCGCAGGAGUCCGGCGUCAAAACCCAAUCUUGGCGCCGGAGCAGCCGUGCGCCAUCAUCUUCUCCGUGUGUUGUUAGGGAGAGGAGAAGACCAGUGGAGAUGGUGCCGUGGGAAGGGUACAUCAGCGACGAGACGAUGGGCACCUUCGCGCCCAUCGUGCUCUACUGGGUGUAUGCCGGCGGCUACCAGCUUAUCCUUCACCGCCGGCCGCUUGAGCGGUACAGGCUCCACACGCGGGCCGAGGAGGAGGAGAAGAACCUCGUCAGUCUCCCCACCGUCGUCCGCGGCGUACUCCUGCAGCAGCUUGUGCAGGCCAUCGUCGCGAUGAUCUUGUUCAUGGUCACUUCUGAUAGCUCAAUAACUGUUGUUCAGCCACCUAUUGUCGUCCAGAUCUUUCAGUUUUUAAUUGCAAUGCUAGUGAUGGACUCAUGGCAAUACUUUGUGCACCGCUACAUGCACCAAAAUAAAUUCUUAUAUCGGCACAUCCACUCGCAACAUCAUAGACUGAUUGUUCCUUAUGCUAUUGGAGCUCUGUACAACCAUCCAUUGGAGGGCCUACUUUUGGAUACCUUAGGAGGUGCCAUCUCCUUCUUGGUCUCCGGUAUGACGCCAAGGACUGCUGUGUUCUUCUUCUGUUUCGCCGUCCUCAAGACAGUCGAUGAUCACUGUGGGCUUUGGUUACCAUAUAACAUCUUCCAGCACCUGUUCCAAAAUAAUACUGCCUAUCACGACAUCCACCACCAGCUGCAAGGAACCAAAUACAACUACUCCCAGCCCUUCUUCUCAAUCUGGGACAGAAUACUAGGAACCCACAUGCCAUACGACUUAGUGAGCAGGAAAGAAGGUGGAUUUGAAGCAAGACCAUUGCGAGACUAGCUUGAAGUCAUGGAAGUGUAUAGACUCCGGUGAAUGAGUCAGAAUACGGUGCUUAGCCUCCCUUUCACAUGAUUAGGAGCUCCCAACAGGGGCCAUCUAAUUUACUUCCAAGAUGAUGAAGGUGUUCUGGCAAUUGGUGGCUUAGUCUACAUCUUGGUUGAGUCUACACGCUACUUAAGCAGAGGUCGAAGCUCAUGCAUUGCUUGCUCUUUUGAGUGCGGUCUAUAUGGUCUGCGCGUUCAACUGGUUGUACGAAUGGUUUUACCUGUCAUGGUUACUUUUUUGUGCAGAGCUGCCAUUUACAUUGCUGCGCAGAUAGUGUAUUUGAAAAUCCACACUUCUGUAUGUACCCAAUUAUUUGUGUAAUUGAACCUGGUCGUGAUCGACACCUUCGGCGCUAUCUUUGGCUACUACUGACUGUAUAGUUGUAUUAGAUCCACUACGGGUAAACUUUCACUUGUUCUGAUGUAUCCUUCACUUUCACCUCUUGAAACACAGUUGCGUGAUAAUUCAGAUAAUCUCGACGAUCUGUAUAGUAUGGUUCUUUUAACAAAUAUAUGGUUCGAUGGAUGGGAAA
This is a messenger RNA of Sorghum bicolor (sorghum), 2004 nucleotides long. RefSeq names its product sphinganine C4-monooxygenase 1. The transcript has 2 exons. The record is from RefSeq and is a predicted model, not a curated record. Gene Ontology annotation, molecular function: iron ion binding; oxidoreductase activity. Gene Ontology annotation, biological process: lipid biosynthetic process. The coding region runs from base 651 to 1427 and encodes 258 amino acids. NCBI's taxonomy places the organism in Eukaryota, Viridiplantae, Streptophyta, Magnoliopsida, Poales, Poaceae.